Molecule: messenger RNA, 2039 nt
Organism: Pogoniulus pusillus (Red-fronted tinkerbird)
Lineage: Eukaryota; Metazoa; Chordata; Aves; Piciformes; Lybiidae
Gene: NPL
Product: N-acetylneuraminate pyruvate lyase
Exons: 12
Coding region: 178-1104 (308 amino acids)
Biological process (GO): N-acetylneuraminate catabolic process
Molecular function (GO): N-acetylneuraminate lyase activity
Source: RefSeq, a predicted model, not a curated record
GCCGAGGCCAAGGCCGGCGCGCCGGGCUCUGAGCCGCUGCCGCCUGCGGCCGCAGCUGCCUGGGCUGGCCCCGCGGCUGGCUGGAGGUCUGCAGUGAGGCAGCGUCAGGGUGUCCUACUCAGGGGAAGCGUUUUGAGCCCGCUUCUCUCCGCCAGGCUUCCCGGCGCCACCAGCUCAAUGACACCCAGAAAGAAGUUACAGGGUCUUGUAGCUGCUACAGUCACUCCUAUGACUCCCGAUGGACAAAUCAACCUUUCAGUGAUCGGUCAAUACGUGGAUUAUCUGGUAAGCCAGCAGAACAUCAAGAGCAUCUUUGUGAAUGGCACAACAGGAGAAGGACUGUCCCUUAGCACCCAGGAGAGGAAGCAGCUGGCCGAAGAAUGGGUGUGCCAAGGAAAAGAGAAAUUGGAUAAUGUCAUCAUUCAUGUGGGAGCACUGAGUCUGCCAGAGUCCCAGGAGCUGGCAAGACAUGCAGCAGCCGUAGGUGCUAGUGCUAUUGCUGUCAUAGCCCCCUUCUUCUUCAAACCCACAAACAAAGAUGAGCUUGUUGCUUUCUUACAGAAGGUUGCAUCUGAGGCCCCUGAAGUUCCAUUUUAUUACUAUCACAUUCCUCCUCUGACAGGUGUGAAGAUUCGUGUUGAAGAGUUGCUGGAUGGAAUAAAAGAGCGGAUUCCCACCUUCCAGGGCGUGAAGUUCAGCGACACAGACCUCUUGGACCUUGCACAGUGCAUAAACAAGAAUGAGGGAGAACAAUUUGAAUUUCUCUAUGGGGUGGAUGAGCAGCUGCUGGGUGCACUGGCAAUAGGGGCAAAUGGAGCAGUUGGAAGUACAUACAACUACUUGGGCCAAAAAAACAAUCUGAUGUUGCAAGCCUUUGCAAAGCCAGACCUUGCGUUAGCACGCAGGUAUCAGUUUCUUACAGGAGAGUUUCUCAACUUUGUCAUCAAGCUAGGUUUUGGUGUUGCCCAAACUAAAGCUGUCAUGACUUUUGUUUCUGGCAUUCCCAUGGGACCUCCACGGCCUCCCCUCGUUGGUGCCUCUGAUGAGUUCAUCGUCAAGGCAAAAGCCAAGCUGGAUAGCAUUGUGUGGCCUGAUGGCAACUAAUGUUUGCUUCCAUGUCAAUCUGGAAGUGAAGGUUCCUUUUCUGGGAUUCUCUGCCACAUGGCACACUGCCCCCACGAUGGGCUAUGAUUUCUUUCAGGGAAUUGGCAAUGCGCCCCAGCCCCUUCCUGCUAGGGCUGGCUUUGUUGUGCACAUGCAGCCCUUUUCAGCAUAACUUCACUCUGCUCCCCUGGAGCUCUGCACUUUCUAGGACUAGCUGGUAUCUUUUAAUGAAAAAAAGCAAGUUUUCCUCAGUUAGAGGAUUCUCACUCCUUUUGUCUAGACAGGAGGAAGAUCUGUCUCCAUCCUCCCCCCAGCUAAAUGAUGUCCUUUUCCUUCAUGAGCACUGCACUGUGUGUUUAAACAGUGGUAUGACACUGGUUGCACGCACCAAUCUCUUAAUGGCAGAGUCUCUGGGACAGUGAAUAUGUGAAAUUCUCUUUUGUCUUAUCUCACUGCUUUUAUAUAUCUUUACUGAAUGCAAAUUAAAGAAAAAAAAGGCAACACUUUUUGCAACAGAAACCUUUCAUCUCUCUGAUGAGCAGAUAAUUGUCCAUCUUUUUCCUUGCGGUGGAAGUGAAGCCGUAACUGAGCUGUGCAUCUCUCCACUGCAAUGCAGAAUGAUGUCUUCCACGUUAGAACGUGACCUACUGUGAGAUUAAAACAUGCUCGUUUGCACUCAGGGCUUCUCUCUCCACCAGCUUGAGCUCUUACUGUCUGAGAGAAUGUGUAGCUGACAAGUGUGGGGUCCCUUGCCCUCCACUCCUCGCCCCGUAUCUCCUGAAUGAUUGCAGGGGAUGAUUGGAAUAGGGGAAGAGAAGGUGGUAAAGGUGUGUCACUAACUUUCUGUAACACAAAAGCAUGACAAAAUGUACUGGCUUCCCCUUGCUGUGUAACCACUGAAGACAAAACACAAUAAUAAAGGCUUCCUUACCUUC